UGGUGCGCUGUGUCCCAUGGACACAGCGGAUCACCGAUCAACAGAAAGAGCCGAAGAUGUUGGCGCGGUCAUGUGAUCAGCUGUGUCCAAUCACAGCUGAUCGCAUAGGAGAGCCGGUAAGGGGUCAUCUACACUGAUCAUCAGGCACUGAUGAUCAGUCUGCCCUGAUGAUCAAUGUAGCCCCAUCAGUGCCACCUGUCAGUGCCCAUCAAUGCCAGCUGUCAGUGCUCAUCAAUGCCACCUGCCAGUGUCCAUCAGUGCCACAUAUCAGUGCCUACCAGUGCACAUCAAUGCCACAUAUCAGUGCCCAUCUGAGCUGCCUUUCUGUGUCACCUAUCAGUGCCAGUCAGUGCCACCUAUCAAUGCCAGUCAGUGCCACCUAUAAGUGCUGCCAAUCAGUGCCACCUAUCAGUGCUCAUCAGUGCCGCCUAUCAGUGUGCAUCAGU
Messenger RNA from Staurois parvus, 446 nucleotides. The record is from the annotation of a GenBank genome assembly. Lineage: Eukaryota; Metazoa; Chordata; Amphibia; Anura; Ranidae.